CCUCAGAUCUUUCUGAUGCUGUGAAAUGACAGCUGCGUACUUGUCUUAAAUACGUUUACAGUAUGUUGUGUCAGGGGAAAAGAGCUCAGCCAAUCAAAAAGAAGAGCUGAAUGAGGAAGUGAGAAGACAGUCCUCUUUAUGACGUUCAGACCAGGACAAGCUCAGGUUUCAUGGAUGAGUUUGCUUUCUUUGUCAAUAAUACUGGAAAAAUAAACUGCAAUAACAUCAUGAUUUAUCACUUGAGUAUCUCUCUAAGUACUUAAAAUGUACAUAUAGUAGAUUAAACUAGAUCUAAACAUAUAUUACUUUCUGUGUUAGUUUACACGUAUCAUUAAAAAGCAGAACCCAUCAACAAUUAUCAUUGCUUCUCAUUAGCUAACAUUAUCCAACACAACAGCUAGUUUAUGUUAGUUCAGAAAUAAUUUGUUAACAAUACACAAAUGUUAAGUGAAUUCAUUGUUUAGGAUCAUGUGUAAUAUCUGUUCUUAAUCCAUUCAUACUAAUCACCAUUUGUGUCAUCACAAAAUAUGCAGUUGUCAGAAAAUAUUAAAUGUACAACUUUAUUGCUUAUAGGGGUGGUUUCCCGGACAGGGAUUGGCUUAAGCCAGGACUCGACCUUAGUUUAAUUAGGAAAUAUAACUAGUUUUAACAAACAUGCCUCACUAAAAACAUUAACUGUGUGCAUUUUGAGGCAAAACAAAGGCACUGAUGUAUUUUAAGAUAUGUCAAUGCAAGUUGUUUUCAGUUUGGACAGCUCUUACAUAUAUCUUAGUCUAGGACUGGUCUAAUCCCUGUCCAGAAAACUGCCCCUUAGUGUGGUAUAGCAAAACAUUCAUUUAAAUGUAUUUCAUUAAGGUGAAUGUGAGAAAGUAUAUUUAUGCCAUAAUAUAAACACUUAGUCUUAGUCAGCAACAAGUGUAAAUGCAUUUCAUGCCCUUGAGCUGUGUCACUGUGACUCAGCAUGUUUUCAUUGUGGUAUACAGGUUUGUCCUAUCGUGUGUGCAUGUGUAACUUGAUCAGAUCAAAUGAUCCAGGUGCAACCUUUAUUUGAAUUUGUUUGACUUUUUAUUGAAGUUUUUUCUGCCAAUUUUAGAUUAAUUAAUAAUAAAAAUUAAAAUCAAAACCAGCAUUAUCAUGGCAUUAUAGAAAUCUGUACGCAAAAUAUAAGCCAUAACUGAAAAUUUAAUGAAAUUUUAUUUAAAUUGUCAAGGUGAUAAUACAUCUUUUGCUUGUUCAUUUAUUCUUAACACCAUUACAGCAUCAAUGGCUUUCUUCAUGGCAAGAACUGGUUAAUCCAUAAACAAGUUGGGGUGGCAAUUUUGGUAUCUCUUGUUCACCCAACCUGGGGUUUGUUUUUUCCAGAGCCAACAAUAGUCACAAGUUCCCUUUCAGUCGGUCACUACGACGUCACGUCAUAACCAACGUAUUGGGAACUUGCUUAGAGGGACCAAUCUGCUUUGAAAAACUUGAAUGAAUGUUGGCAUGAAAUACUUGCAAUAUUUGUAUCUUCUCUCGUGUUCACCGGUGGUGUGCGUCAUUCAAAAAAUUUCAUAUUGCAGUUUCUGGAUGUGGCAAGUACAUGGGUCCUGCGGAUGGUCACGAUCGCUGCCCCUCGUGUUUGGGCAUUCUGCACGCUGAGGCGGCAUUCGAUGAGGAGUCAUGUUCCCACUGCGGGAACAAACCCUCUGGGCCUCAGAGCGCGGCCAGUAGAGAUGCCGGAGGAAAGGGCUGGCCCGCCUACUGCGGGACCACCGUUAUCCUUCAGGUCUCCCAAUGAUGAUCGCAUGUCUGUUGCUGCAUUGGAGGGGGGAUCAUUCCUUCGGGCCAGGUGGCGCAGCCCAUAGCCAACUCAGAGAUGACGGCUAGGCUCCCUCGGGGGACAGGCGGCUUGGAAUUGACUCAACCGGCCCCACCCGAACCGGCCUGGCUCGACGAUUGUUUUCUGGGGCCUGCUUGUGUUGCACCACAGCACCCACUUCCAGUGUCAUUCUUCCCCGAGGUGCAUGAAGAGCUGACAAGAGCCCUUUUCACACAGACAUUCCAGAAAAUACACGGAAAAUGCAUCCUGGAUUUUUCCGGGAUCGUUUGAUUUUUUUGUUCAUUCACACUGCCAUGAUUUGCCGGCAUCUGCAAGGUCCCGGAAAGACACGUGGCCUGUUUAAAGUCCUGCACUAUCUUCUACGCAGCGUCUGAAGUUUGCAUAUUAUAUAUUAUUAUGAUAAGACUAUAAAGAAGCAUGUGACGCGCCAUUCUAUGCUGUUGAAUGAUUUCAGCUUCAGAGUGGAUAUUUGACGAGCUCCCUGAUCUCUGCUUAAAUCCAGUUUUCAGACAUUUCUCAUUGUGAUUGUUAAUAUGCAUUUAAAACCCUCGUUUUGAGGAGCUGAACGAUAUAUCUUGUUGGGAUGACGCGUGGGCAUUUUGUUUAUUAUAAGCUCAAAUGAGCAUGUGAUGCGAUAUUCUUUUAUGCUGCUGAAAGUGAGUAUGCUGACAUUUCUCGUCGUGAAUGUUGUGAAUCCCUCAUUUUAAAGAGUUGAACCAACUUCAUUUAUGCAUCUCAUUGAUCAUUUCCUGAUAACUGCUUCAAUCUAGUUUGCGACAAUUCUCGUCGUGAAUGUUGAUAUGCAUGGAAACCUCACUAUGACACGCCCAUUACAGCAUUGUUUUGCUUCUUGUUCACACAGAGGGUUUUCCGUGUAUCUUACUUGGUCCUCUUUCCGGCAACGCUCCCAGAAGAUUUAUGGGACGUGUUUGCGUUCAAACAGAAGCUUUUCUGGCAAUUUUACGGGUAUUUUCUGGAACCAAAGGUCUGUCGUGGGGGCCCCUUUCUCUUCCCACAACCGAUCUUAUCAGCCUUCACCCCUCACCUUCCUUAAUGGCAGGGCCCCUAAGGGCUACACUGCUGUCCAGACAGUGAAGCGGCCAGUCAUGAUGCAAUUGUGUCUGGCCACUGCUUCCUCUUGGAAGGACAAGCCAGCCCUUCCCUCGCGAGCCUGUAAGCAGUCGUUCACUCUAACAGUGUCUGCAUACUGGGCUUGUGGUGAGGAGGCCUCCGCACUCCACGCUAUGGCAUUACUGCAGAUACAUCAGGCCAAGGCACUGAUAAACCUGCACGAGGGAGGUCACGACCAGGCUGUCUUUUCAGACCUCCAUGCGGCCACUGACCUGGCGCUUCGUGCGACCAAGAUCACCGCACAGGCCGUUUGUCUUGCGAUGUCCACCCUGGGGUUCCUGGAAAGCCAUCUCUGGCUGUGCCAGGCAGACAUGAGAGAGGCGGAUAAAAAACACCUCAAUAAUCUGAUUUCCCAGGCCAGCCUUUUCGGCGACGUGGUUAAGAGCUUUACCCAACAGUUCUCAGCCACUCAGAAACAGACUGAGGCCAUCUCACAUAUCCUGCCGCAUUGGAAGCCAGCUGCCCCUUCCAAACCAUCUACGUCGGCACCUCAGCCUCAUUCUUGCAGGGGGUGUCCUGCUGUGGCCUCCUCAAUUCCUCCACCUCGUACUCUAUCCAGGCAGUGUUGAGGAACCAGUCGUUAGCAGGUCACCCUGCCUGCUCAGUCCGCCGCCCAUGGAGGUAAAUGAAAAAAGCGGCCCUGAGAUGGGCAACCUGGAGAUAGCCGGGACUGCUCUUCGGGAGAUGGUGGCCGCACCACUCCCUCCCUUGGAGGGGGGCAGAGUAGAGAUUCCUUUGCUUUUCAUACCGCACCCACAUGUCUACAAAAAGAGCAGUUUUCCCUUCCAUCUCCAAGUCUUCAGAGGACUUUGGGUGCUACGGGCGGCCAACAACUGACCCGUCAUUUCUCUCCUCUGUUGCCAGCGGCCCUGCGUUGGUGUCCAAGGGGCCUACACCGCCAUCCUCCUGACCCAGCUGCCCAUCUGCAGAGUCCGUAUGCGUUUCUUCCAGUGAGCCUGCUUGCACAAAUACUGUGCAAAGUCAGGGAGGAGGAGGAGCAGGUCCUGUUAGUGGUUCCGUAUUGGCCUACCAGGACAUGGUUUCCGGAACUCAUGCUCCUUGCGACAGCCCCCCAGCAGAUUCCCUUGAGGAAGGACCUUCUUUCUCAGGGAGGUGGCACAAUAUGGCACCCAUGUCCCGACCUAUGGAAUCAUCACGUAUGAACCCUGGAUGGGAUGCGGAGUUUCUAAGUGGUUUACCCCAAGGUUAACACCAUUGCUUCAGCCCAAGCACCAUCCACGACACUUACUUACGCGCUGAAAUGGAACCUGUUCGUCAAGUGGUGUUCCUCCCUUCAAGAGGACCCCCGGAGAUGCCAGAUCAGCGUUGCGCUUUCUUUCCUUCAGCAGUGGUUGGAGAGGAGGCUGUCCCCCUCCACCAUCAAAGUAUACAUUGCGGCUACCUCCGUUCAGCAUGACCCAAUAGAUGGCAGGUCAGUCAACCAGCUCGAGCUGGUUAUUAGGUUCCUAAGGGGAGUGAGGAGAUUAAAUCCAGUAUAUAAAUCUAGUCCUCCCUCUAUACCCGCAUAGGACCUGUCCAUGGUGCUGAAAUGUCUCCAGGGCGCUCCCUUCAAGCCUUUGCAGUCAGUGAGUAUCAAAGUUCUCUCAAUGAAAACUUUGAUGCUGACUGCACUAGCCACUGUAAAAAGGGUAAGGGACUUACACACUUUUUUGGUCGAUGAUUCGUGUCUAGAUUUCAGGCCCGCUGACUCCAGCGUAACACUCCACAAGGAGCACUCCACAAGGAGCAUAGCAUACAGGGGGAUCCCAUAUGUAUGAAUGAAUGAAUGAAUGAAUUAAUGAAUGAAUGAAUGAAUGAAUAACUUUUAUUUCGAACAUGUAAUAAAAAAGUAAAACAAAACAAAACAUCUACCAUCUACAAAACAAAACUUCUACCUCGUCUUCUACCUUCUACAGGCAGGUCUUCUACCUCUGUCUACUACCUUCUGUUUCUCCAUCUGCCUCAGCUGCUCUUCCCUGUAUUGUGGCUCAUAAAGAUAGACAAGAACAUCCAAUUCAAGCAUCACGCUUUCAAAAUCACCCUCUUCCAUAUCAUAUUGAUAAACUUCCACCAUUGUUGGAAAACAUCAAGCCUGGCUCCACAGCAUCUUUUAGCCUUAGACUCCAAAAAGAUUGCAGCUGUAUCAUUUAUUUUUGUGUAUUUUCCUAAGUCCCACCCACUAAUCUGUAAUAGGUCUGUAGCGUGUGUGGGUCCAUACCUAGCCCCCCCCCCCCCCCCCUGGAAAAAUGAGGACAGAGUGUUUGUAGUCUUACACCCUCGACAAAGAUAUAGCAAUUCCUUCUUUCAAUGAUGCAAAAUGACGAUUUUUACAUCAUUGAAAGAAAGAAGUGCAACACUGAAAUCUGUAUUUCUCCCAUCUUAGGGGAAACUGAAAGUGAUGCAUGACCAUUCAAAAACAUGACUGGGUUUCUAAAGAUACAAAGCUUAAUGCAAAUGGGUGAAGUGUCUUUUUAAAGUUGUAAUAGUUGUUAUCUGAGGCAAUAAAAUAAUUAAAGUCAUUUUGCUGUAUUAUAUUUAUUGUGUGACACAUUUCCAUUGGGAGAACAGGGUUAUGUUGAAAUUAAAAAGAUCCCUAGAACAUGAUGUUUAAUAAUGUGGACAUUAACAAUCAUGUUAUCCAGUGUGUCUUUCGGAAUUUUGAAAUAAGCCAAACAUUCUAUUAAGGUUCUGAGUAGUGAAAUGAUCACAGAUCCAUUGAUUUUGGUUAGAUUUUUAUAAUUUUUUCUGUGCAAUGAGUAUACUGUUUGAUGACAAGAAUUGCAUAUUGACUGAUGUCAUAACUUGAGGGAAUAGUUGAUUGCCAAUGAAGUAAAGAUGAAAAAACUUUUUUGCAUUAAAUUGAUGCAAAAUUAUGCAUGUGUUUUAAGAGGUCUUUUUUCGGUGGAUGUUGUCAGCGCAUGUGUUCUGUGUAUCUGGAAUGCAUUUAUUGACAGCUUACCCAACCCACUGAGAAUGGCCACACAUUUUUUUCGCGAUAUUUCCGGCAGAGCAGACCCUCCAAUUAUUGGUUCUUGGGGUCAAAGUUAACAGAAAAAACACACAUAAAAAGUAUGGCAGACCAUGUCAGGUUCAACCCAUUUUAUUGAGCUUUUGAGACUUUGGCUCCCCCACUAUAAGGUAUCAUGUCAAACUUGUGAAAGUACCUUCAGUCUACAAUGGUGAGGAGUCAUCAUUUGGAGCAUCACAAAAUCUAAUUUCUUUUACAGGACCCAGUGUCAUUGGUGCACUGGACUGCAUACACAGCAUUAAUGUUCAGGUGAACAUAACUCUUUGAUCUUUUCCAUUGAACACUGGCAAAAUGGCCUGGCUCAGUCCAUGACUCCUGAAUCUUUCGGACCUCUGAAAUCUAUCAGCGCCUAUCACAAGGUGAAUUCUCUGGUAUGUUGGUGGGGGGUAUGGCUGCCAGCCUUUUUUCCUGACACCUUUCACAGACCUCCAGGAAGCACAGCAGGCCUACAACUAUGCCCAUGCCAGGACCAGGGCCAUAGUUGAAAUGACCUUUGGCCUCCUGAAGGCACGCUCUCACUGCCUUCACAAAUUAAGGGUCAGCCCUGUGAGGGCAUGUGACAUUACUGUGGCUUGUGGUGUCCUCCACAAUGUGGCCUGCCUGAGGAAGGAGAGGGCACCCAGAGUGCCGCCAGCCAUGGACUGGGACAAUCCGGAAAUCUUCCCUGAUGACAACAGUGGUCGGCUGCUGAGGGACCAAUAUGUGUUGAAUUAUUUUAGUAAGUAUGUGUGCUUUCAAUUUUUUUAUUAUUAUUAUUGAUUUGGCCUCUUUUUAUGUUUGUCCUGUAUACUGUGUGUAUACUGUUAUUAAUGCAAGCUUGCAGGGAGGCUACUGCAUCCAUUAAUUGUCUUGUUUUCAGUUGUCUGAAAUGGUCUGUUCAGUUAAUGUGUAUGGAUUUGUCCUGCAUUUAUUUCAGUGCGCAGACAUGCAGGGUGUGUUAUAUACAGACCUUUGAAUGUGUAUUUAUCCUUUGGUUAUAUAAUAUGCUUUGAUUCUGUGCUUUCCAUCUUGUAGAGUCACUGUGUGACUUCAGUUUCGAAAGGAGCUGAUGGUUUACCUGCUUUGUUUUGUCCUUAUACAAU
Paramisgurnus dabryanus is the source of this 7060-nucleotide messenger RNA. Lineage: Eukaryota; Metazoa; Chordata; Actinopteri; Cypriniformes; Cobitidae. The record is from RefSeq and is a predicted model, not a curated record.